AUGAUGCCACAGCAAAGUAAUCAAGGCAAUUCAAAAGAUCAUCCAAUAGUAGUGGACGAAGAAGAUGAAGGAAAAUUACCAAUAACAACAACAACUAAUAAUAAUAAUGGUAGCAAUGCAAUUAUUGAUCACCUCUCCGAUGAAGAAAAACGAUUGAAUGAAUUUGUUGAGAGAAAAUUUCCAGAAUGGAAGGACGAUAAAUCAAUGCUCUUUUACAUGAGCAAUUUUAAAAAGUCUAGACAAAUUAAUAUCAAUGAUUGGGAUACUAGAUUAAAGUUUUGGAGGAAUGUUCUCUUAUCGAUCAUUUCGGAAUUUUAUAAAAAUUCAAUCUUGAUUGUUACGAUUGGCCAAAUGAAAACUUUCAUGAGUAGACGUAAGAAGAGUGAUGAAGGUAUUGUGGAAACUACAUUGGGAUGGCAAACUAUCAUUCAACAAAUGAUUCAUGAUGGAGAUUUGAUUUCAAUUAAUGAAUUUAAAAAAGUGUAUGAUAUUAGUAAUAAUCAGGGAAUAACUAGUUGGUUGGUGGAUGUGGCCACAACAUGGUUCUUUGGAAGACAAAGUUCCUUGACCAAUACUGGAUCAGAUGUUGCUGUAAAUAAUACCAAGAUCCAUGAAGAUAAUCAAUAUAUUGUCAUGAAACCUCUCAAGGAAAUAACUUAUAAUUUUAUUAGAAAUGCAGUGAAAAAUCAUGUAACAAAUGUUGACUUGUACUUUUGUCCAAGUGAAUUGAGAGAAAUUCACUUUCCGAAUUAUGAUUUCAGUCAAUUGGAUUUGCUAUUGAGAUAUAUGCAUUGUGAAGAGGCAGCCUAUGUGAUUGAAAUUUCAAAUUCCAAAAAGGGUGUUGUCUGCUUUGAGGAAGCAGCAAUCAAAAAGACAUUUUUAAAGCAAGGAGAAAUGUCUUCACAGAAAGCUGCUGGUAUUAUUCACUUGAAAGAAAGUAUGAGUUUACUCAAAAAGGAAGUCAAAAGUUUGGAAUUAAAGAUGGAAAGUCUCAUCCACCAAGCAAAAGAAUACAUUACCAAGGGUAAGAGGGAUGAAGCCAAAUGGAUUUUAAAGAAGAAAAAGCUUGUUAGCAAUAUUUUAGAGAAGAGAAAUGCAGCUCUUCAUAAUGUUUUUGAAUUAUUGAGCAGUAUUGAAAAUGCCACUACUGAUAUUGAAGUUAUUAAGAGUCUUUCAGUAGGAGCAGGAACUUUAAAACAAUUCAAUACAGAACUGAAUACCAUUCAAGACGAGUCUCUUGAAAAUAUUGCAGAGGCACUCUCUGACUAUAAGGAAAUCAAAAAUAUAAUCGAUUCUGGAAUGGAAGAAAUGAACAAGGCUCAAGGUUUGGAAUUUAAUGAAGAAGAGCUGAAAAAAGAUGAACAAAUUCAAACCUUUAGAGGUGGUACCAAAACUGCAACAAAAGAUAUUACAAUAUGAAAAGCAACAACAAGAGUUGAAAAAGAAGGGUGAUAGUGUUGGAUGCAAAAAGAUUGAUGUUUAUUUAUCACUGUUACUUACAGAAAUUGAAUCUUUAACUGAAGUAGAAGAUAAACAACAGGAAAAAGUACCAGUCCUCAAUUAAUCUCAAUUAAACAACAUUAAUUAUUUUGAAUAGGUCUGAUUCUACCAUAUGUUUUUGAAUCCAAUCUUUUGCCGUGUCUAGAUGGACUUUGAGUGUUUGAAUGAAAUAUUCUUGCUUUUCUUGAUAAGGAAGUAAUUUGGAAAGGGCUAAUUUGUUAACAACAAUUUCAAUCAUAGUAUCUGCAACAAGUUUCGACGCUUCCAUUGAGAAAACAUUUUCCAGUAAGAGAAUGGAGUUGAACUUUUCCAAUAAAUCUCCAAGGCCAUCAUGAUAAAUUUCCAAACUAUCCCAUUCAUUUUGGUUGGAUUUGUUUUCCAGUGGUAUUUGUUGUGAUCUGUAAAUGGCGAGCUUUGAAAUGAUGGACAAGACUGCUAUCAGUUUAGAAUUUCCAUCAUUCAGAUAUUUGAGUACGAGAGACCAUAAUCCAUUCAAAAUCACAGUAUUAAAUGUAAAGUUCCAAUCAUCUACUAAACAAGUGAGCAAGCCCAAUGCAUUCGAUGCUUGUGCUAUGGAUUUUUCAUCUGUACCUGUAUGAAUACUCUCAAUAAUGGUCUGCG
Naegleria gruberi is the source of this 2121-nucleotide messenger RNA. RefSeq lists its product as uncharacterized. Gene Ontology annotation, biological process: vesicle budding from membrane; late endosome to vacuole transport via multivesicular body sorting pathway. The record is from RefSeq and is a predicted model, not a curated record. Gene Ontology annotation, cellular component: multivesicular body; ESCRT III complex. The transcript is spliced from 4 exons. Lineage: Eukaryota; Heterolobosea; Eutetramitea; Acrasida; Naegleriidae. Bases 1 to 1419 code for a protein of 472 amino acids.